AUGCAGGAGGUGGUCAAAGUGCUGUGGGGGCUCGCGGCGGGCGUCGGUGCCAUCGACUGCACGUCACCCCAAGAGACAUGGGAUUACAUUCGAUACCUGGACCAAGACAUUGCUGCGGUGAGCCCAUUGCCUCGUGAGGGCCGCGAGCUGUUGUACCAGUUCUGGCAUUCGCUGGGUUCCGACCCCGGCAACCGCGCCGAGAACUCCGCGAAGUGCGCUCCAGGCAUGGCAGCGGUGAUGUUACACUCCUUGCCUUUCAUCGACCGGGACGAAGGCGAAGCGGCUGCUGCAGAGGUCUACCGUCAGGCUGAGCGCUUGGUGAACUCUCUCGAAGGAUGGAGCACGUGGCGUGUGAAUCUGACCUGGCACGAAGCAGCACCGAAGCUUUUGGGCUUGGAGCCUUUGCCAGAUGCCCACCUUUGUGCUUCAGAAGAGCGACCAAGAUUCUACGUCUAUGACACCGGUGACUACGCACGACCACUCUUGAGCUGUGCCUCCGGUAUGGAAGGUUCCGAGGUGAUGCUUCACCGAUUCCUGCUCCGAAGCCGGUGCAGAACCAGAGAUCCAGCCGAUGCAGACUUCUUCUACGUGCCCUUCUAUUCCUUCUGCUUUCAGAACCUGCAUAUCAAGCCCGGCACCGAGACUGAGGAGCUGGACAAACACAACAUAGCUGUUGUCAACUCCCUAGAGCACUUCGAUGUAUACCGAAGAAGGCAGCACAUUUUCCACUUCGCGCACGAGUUCUGGGACUUUCCAUCCUGGGAGUCCUACGUGGCAAGAGCGAAGAUCUUCGUGGUGGAAGCGAACCCAUUGAUCGAUGUGGUGAACUACCGGCACUGUGUUUCGUGCUUCGACGCCUGGAAGGAUGUGGUUGUGCCGGGCCACACAGAUGCUUGGGCCAUGCGAAAGCUUCGUGAAAAAGCGAAGCCAAGCGCAGAACGCCGCUUUCGGUUUUGCUUCCAUGGUGCCAUGCGACACGAUCUCUAUGAGAGGACACAUGCUGAAGGCCGGCCGUUCAACGGUAGCCGAGCCGCAGACACGCGACGACAGAUUCAAGCCUUCGCCGGCGAGUCCGAUGCCAGCAUCGGGCCUCACAUUACGCCGCUUCUGGACAGUGUUUUUGUACUGCUGGGGCCCGUAGAGCAACUUUCGUUGCUGUGGGAAGCGGCAAGCAUUCUGAACUUAGAUGACGUGGCGCGGGCCGUUCACCUGCUGCGAGCGCGCAGCUGGAAGGCUGCAACGCAGCUGACGUUUUAUGAGACCAAAUCAGUAACCUUCGUGCGCGGCUUCCAGGGCUGCAGCCAGACUCCUUCGCGCAAGGCACGGUCGGCCGUGCUGGCGGGUGCGCAACGCUUGACCGUCGCGGUGCUGAAGGAAAAGCUGAGAGAAAAGGGUCUGUCCACGACAGGCCUCAAGCAGGAUUUGGUCGAAAGGCUACAAGAGGCCGAGGCCGAGACGCAACCUGCUGCAGGCUAUGCCAAGCUGACGGUUGCUCAGCUUAAGGCAAAAUGCGUGGAGCUGGACUUGCCAAAAUCAGGGCGCAAAGCCGACCUGGUGGCUCGCUUAGAAGCCAAAGCUGCUUCGCAGGCCAGCCACAGCACAGCUAGCUCCAAGUUUCUGGUGGGAGACAGGGUCAUGGCCUUGUAUGAGGAAGAACAGAAAGAGUACGAGGCUCUUGUCCAGUGCCACAACGGCGAUGAGUCCUACUUGAUCACAUGGAUUGAGGAUGGCUACGAACACAAACAGGAUGCAAGCAACAUGAGGCUUCUCCAGCGCAGGGACAAGCCUUUUCGCUUCUCAGCCGGCGAGAAAGUCGAAGGCUUGUUCCAUGACGAGGACAGGUGGUAUGCCGCUCGCGUUAAGUGUGUCAAUGAUUCUGGCUCCUACACUGUUAUCUGGGACGAAGAUGGUGAGGAAUACGAGCUUGCGGAGAAGGACUUAAAGCCUUCAAUGCUGCCAACUCCGCUGUCAGAUUUGAAGCCUCGCCAAAAGCUCACAGGCACAGUGGCAAGGACAUUCGGUUUCGGAACCUUUGUUGACGUCGGCGCUGAGCGAGACGGUUUGCUGAAGCCUUGGUUUACCUUCAAGGGUGAAGAUCCCAGCUUCAAGCAGGGAGACAAAGUCAAGGCACUCUAUGAGGAAGAGGAGGAGUACUACGCAGCGACAGUUCAGAAGGACAACGGCGACGGUACUGUCGACAUAGUGUGGGAGGAGGACGAUUGCGAGUACACGGCCGAGAAGUCGAAGAUGGAGUUAGUUCGCCUCGCAGAGCUGGAGGAAGGAAGCAAGGUCACGGUGUAUGUUGAGUCUGUGAAAACAGACAAGGAUGGCCAGCAGAAGCUGUGGCUAGCCUUGGUCAAGGACAAAAUCGGUACUCAGGGCCCAAAGCCGGCGGUCGACCUCUCGGGCUUCACAGACCUCUCCACGGAUCUCUGGCUGAGGGGAACCGUUACGAAGAUUUUGAAUUUCGGCGCUUUUGUUCGAGUCGAGCCUCCGACUGGAGAAGCAGCUCAAGGUCUGGUCCAUGUGAACGAAGUCCGGGAUGGUUUCAUCAAAAAUCUCGAGGAAGAGCUUUCCGUGGAUGAAGAAGUGCAGGUUCGCGUGAAGUAUGUUGAUCCAAGCGAAGGGGUGCUGCAGCUCUCUAUGAUUGGCAGCUGA
Symbiodinium sp. CCMP2592 is the source of this 2658-nucleotide messenger RNA. The record is from the annotation of a GenBank genome assembly. Lineage: Eukaryota; Dinophyceae; Suessiales; Symbiodiniaceae.